AUGGAAAAUCAGACCACCGUUGUAACUUAUUUCAUCUUGAGCUUUUCACAUGACCCACCACUUCAAUAUUUCCUCUUCCUGCUAUUCUUCUUCAUAUAUGCAGUAACAGUUAUAGGAAAUAUUACCAUUAUGAUGGUAAUAAGUGGCAACAGUAACCUCAACAGCCCAAUGUACUUCUUCCUGAGUCAUCUGUCUUUUAUAGAUAUCUGCUUUUCUUCUGUCACAGUGCCUAAGCUACUAGACAAUAUUUUUUCAAACCAGGUAAUUUCAUAUAAUAGCUGCUUCACCCAGAUGUUUUUUAUCUUACUGACAGGAACCACUGAAUGUUUCAUUCUUGCAGCAAUGGCUUAUGACCGAUAUGCUGCCAUCUGCAAGCCCCUGCAUUAUGUAAAAAUCAUGAACAGAGCAUUUUGUAGAUGGCUGGUGUUUGGUGCAUGGGCAAUAGCUUUUGUCUAUGCAAUGGCAAUUACAUUACCUUUAUUAAAGCUCAUAUACUGUGGUCCCAACAUAAUCAACCAUUUCAGCUGUGAACUUCCAUCUUUACUUGCAUUAUCCUGUACUGAUAUUUCCCUGAAUAUUAUUAUGUUCUUAAUUACUGCUAGCCUACUCUUCCUUUUUUCCAUAUCUGUCAUUCUACUUUCUUAUAUAAAUAUCGUGUCUUCGAUCCUGAAGAUCCAUUCAGCGGAAGCUAGAAGAAAAACCUUUUCCACUUGCAGUUCCCAUCUCAUUGUUGUGAUUCUAUUCUAUGGCACUUCGGGUCUUAGGUAUCUGAGGCCCAGCUCCGCCUCAACAAUUAUGGAUGAAUACCUUUCCAUUCAAUACAGCAUUUCAACUCCUUUGUUGAACCCCAUUAUCUACAGUCUAAAAAACAGAGGGGUGAAGGAAGCUAUUAAGAAACUAGUAGGGUACAAGCCAUUGAUCUCUUGA
This is a messenger RNA of Elgaria multicarinata webbii, 927 nucleotides long. RefSeq names its product olfactory receptor 10A7-like. Gene Ontology annotation, molecular function: odorant binding; olfactory receptor activity; G protein-coupled receptor activity. Gene Ontology annotation, cellular component: membrane. The record is from RefSeq and is a predicted model, not a curated record. Gene Ontology annotation, biological process: G protein-coupled receptor signaling pathway. The transcript has a single exon. Bases 1 to 927 code for a protein of 308 amino acids. Lineage: Eukaryota; Metazoa; Chordata; Lepidosauria; Squamata; Anguidae.